Molecule: messenger RNA, 3090 nt
Organism: Diplodia corticola
Lineage: Eukaryota; Fungi; Ascomycota; Dothideomycetes; Botryosphaeriales; Botryosphaeriaceae
Product: nuclear serine protease 2 nma111
Exons: 5
Coding region: 1-3090 (1029 amino acids)
Biological process (GO): proteolysis
Molecular function (GO): protein binding; serine-type endopeptidase activity
Source: RefSeq, a predicted model, not a curated record
AUGGACCGCAAGAGCCACGACACCCGCAGCAAGCGCAAGCAGCCCCCCACGCCCUCCAACGACCGCCCCAUGAAGCAGCGCCGCCCCGAGCGCGACGCCCAAGCACAGCCCGGACAAGAAGAAGAAGAAGCCGCCAUGAACGGCGCCAACGGCUCCCAGCCCAAUGGCAUGGACAUGGACUACGACUCGGACGACAUGCGCUCCGUCACCCACAUCGGCGCAUCUGGCGACACGGUCGAGUGGCAGCGCACCAUCGAGAAGGUCGUCAAGAAUGUCGUCUCCAUCCACUUUUGCCAGACGGCCGCCUUUGACACCGACUCCGCCUUGGCCAGCGAAGCUACCGGCUUCGUUGUCGAUGCCAAGCGGGGCUACAUCCUUACAAACAGACAUGUCGUCGGCGCAGGCCCCUUUUGGGGAUACGUCAUCUUCGACAAUCACGAGGAGGUCGACGUUCAUCCGGUCUAUCGCGAUCCUGUCCAUGACUUUGGCAUCCUCAAAUACGACCCCAAGGCUGUAAAGUACAUGGACUUGUCGGCGUUGGAGCUCAGGCCGGACCUGGCCCGCGUUGGAGAGGAGAUUAGGGUUGUUGGCAACGAUGCCGGUGAGAAGCUUAGCAUCCUUUCUGGUGUCAUCAGCCGCCUGGAUCGCAAUGCUCCCGAAUAUGGAGAAGGCUACAGCGACUUCAACACAAACUACAUUCAGGCUGCUGCUGCUGCCAGCGGUGGCAGUUCCGGCAGUCCCGUUGUGAACCGUGACGGAGCGGCUGUGGCUCUGCAAGCUGGCGGUCGAGCUGACGGAGCUGCGACCGACUACUUCCUCCCGCUGGACCGUCCACUCCGUGCCCUGCAGUGUGUCCAGAAAGGCGAGCCUGUGACGCGUGGUACCAUCCAGACCCAGUGGAUCCUCAAGCCUUUUGAUGAGUGUCGUAGGCUGGGCCUGACCGCUAACUGGGAAGAUGCACUUAGAAAGGAAUUUCCCAAGGAGACGUGCCUUCUGGUUGCUGAAGUCAUUCUUCCGAAUGGGCCUGCGGAUGCCAAGAUCCAGGAGGGUGAUAUCAUGAUCAAGGCGAAUGGCGAGCUCAUCACUCAGUUCAUCCGCCUUGACGAUACCCUUGACUCCAGCGUUGGCGGAAUCAUCAAGCUCUUGAUCCAGCGCCAGGGUGUGGACAUGGAAGUCGAAGUGUCCGUUGAAGAUCUCCAUGCCAUUACCCCUGAUCGCUUCGUUUCGGCAGCCGGCGCCUCGUUUCACGAGCUUUCGUACCAGCAGGCCAGGCUGUAUGCCAUUUCUACCAAGGGCAUGGGCGUGUUCGUGUGCGAGGCAGCCGGAUCCUUCCGAUUCGAAGGUAGCGAAUAUGGCUGGCUGGUCCAGUCAAUUGACCACAAGGAGACUCCGGAUCUCGAUACCUUUGUCAAAGUCAUGAAAGAGAUUCCUGAUCGCAGCAGGGUUGUCGUCACCUACAAACAUAUCCGCGACCUGCACACCUUGAACACCAGCGUCCUGACCAUCGAUCGCCAUUGGCAUGACAAGAUGAAAUUGGCUAAGCGAAACGACGCCACUGGUCUGUGGGACUUCUCAGAUCUCGCAGACCGUAUCCCACCUAAGCUGCGCGAGCCUCAGCGCGCGAAUUUCAUCCGGAUGGACCACGCGCAGCACCCGCAAGCAGUCGACAUCGUGAGGAGCUUCGUUCGGAUAGCUUCAUCGAUGCCGCUGAAGCUCGAUGGGUUCCCCAGGUCUAGGAAAGUUGGCUAUGGGCUUGUUGUGGAUGCCGAAAAGGGUCUUGUGCUCGUCUCCCGUGCAAUCGUCCCGUACGAUCUGUGCGAUAUCCAAAUCACCAUUGCCGACUCGAUAGUUGUUGAAGGCAAGCCGGUGUUCCUCCAUCCUCUCCAGAACUACGCCAUCGUCAAGUACGAUCCUUCCCUCGUCCAAGCUCCCGUGAAGACGGCCAAACUGUCGGACAAGUUCAUCAAGCAGGGCGAGGAAACCAUCUUCUUCGGCUUCAACCAAAACCUGCGCCCUGUUGUGGCCAAGACUGUCGUCACAGAUAUCACAACGGUUGCGAUUCCUGCAAGUGCCGCCACCCCACGCUACCGUGCCAUCAACCUGGACGCUGUCACUGUGGACACGAACCUGGCAGGACAGUGCGGUAGUGGCGUGCUGAUCGCCGAGGAUGGCACCGUCCAAGCCAUCUGGCUGACAUAUCUUGGCGAGCGCUCGUCUCACAGCGGCAAAGACAUGGAGUACCACCUUGGUCUUUCAACACCCAUGGUUGAGCCGGUGCUACGUCAACUUCGCAAUGGGGUUCAGCCGAAGCUGCGCAUCCUGAAUGUUGAGAUGCACACGGUCCAGAUGGACAAGGCCCGUAUUAUGGGGGUUUCCGAAGAAUGGAUCCAGCGUGUGGAACACGAGGAUCCCGAACGCCACCAGCUCUUUAUGGUGCGUAAAGUUGACUCUGGGCACGAGGGUGGCCUGCUUGAGGGCGACGUCAUUUUGUCGUUCAAUGACAAGCUAAUCACCCGCGUCUCUGAUCUCGACAUUAUGUACGACAACGAGCAUCUUGAUGCUGUCAUCAUUCGGAAGCAAAAAGAGAUCAGCAUCAAGGUACCCACAGUACCGACUGAGGAUCUCGAGACCGACCGUGCCGUCCUGUUCUGCGGCGCUAUUCUGCACCGCCCGCACCAUGCAGUGCGUCAGCAGAUUAGUAAAGUUCAUUCGGACAUAUACGUCUCUGGUCGGAUGCGCGGUUCUCCUGCCUGCGCUUACGGCCUUGCGCCGACCAACUUCUUGACCCACGUCAACGGAGUGCCGACGCCUGACCUGUGUUCGUUCUUGCGCGAGGUCAAAAAGAUCGCGGACAACACGUACUUCCGUCUGAAGGUCAUGACGUUCGACAACGUGCCGUGGGUGGCAACCAUGAAGAAGAAUGAACAUUACUUCCCGACGAUCGAGUUCGUCAAGGACGAAGCAGAGGAACUACGCUGGAAGCGCAUCGUGCAUGAGUGUGAGGAAGGGGGCGCGAAGGAGAUGAUGAGUGGCGUUACAGACACUGCUGCCGCAGAGGAGGGAGCGGAAAUCCCGGAGAGAUUGAAGUAG